Molecule: messenger RNA, 1864 nt
Organism: Clunio marinus
Lineage: Eukaryota; Metazoa; Arthropoda; Insecta; Diptera; Chironomidae
Source: the annotation of a GenBank genome assembly
UCUCACAAAAAACUGAGAACAUUCAACAUCGCAGAUAAAUAUUUCAGUCAGUAUUUUACUUAAUUUUAAUCGCAAAACAAGUAGUUAAACGUGAAGUUCUUUUCCCAAAAUUAAUAAUCAUCUGUUGCAUGUACAAAGUGUAUGAAAUUGAUUGUGAAGAAUUGAGUAUUUAAGCGCUUCAAAUAGAAUUUCACAAUUUCCAGAAGUUGUUUUUGUGUUUUUUUUCACGGUCGAUCCCAAAAAAAGAGAACAAAAAUUUGACAAGAAAACCUAUUUAGAUACCGCUGAAGGCGAAAAAAAAUUAGAAAUCGAAAGUCAUUGUGAAAUUACAAUUAGUAAAACAAGAAGAUCAAAUAGCUCAUAAUCAUCAUGACAUCGGCAGUUUUCAACAAAUAUGACUCAUUAGUAGUUGGAACUGGUAACAUUCUUGAAAAUGAGGAAUUCAAAAAGGCAAAAAAUCCAACUCAAGAGAUGCUGAUUUGUGUCAAACCACGAAUUAUUGAAUUGGAACAAAAACAAGGAACUCUUUCUUCCAAUACAAAAGAUUUAGUUUCUUUAGUUUGUGAUGAGACGGAGGUGAAUGGCAUAGAAAAUGAAGCGGGAAGUAUUAAAAUCGUCGCGAAAAUCUUCCUUAAUGAGUUUGCUGAAAAUUCACUUAACGAGGCGAUUGAAUAUCUUUUGAAGAAUUGUUCAACAACGCCUUCUGUCAUUCUUGCUUAUCAUCCAACAUCAAGAACUGACAGUGAAAAGUUCAUUUGGGCAGACAAUAAUAUUAAAUGCAAAGGAAAUUUCAAAUUUCUCUGGAAGAAAUUGAGAGUAGCAAGAGAUGCUGGAAUCAUCGGACAACUUGGCAUUGCUGACAUGGAUUUAGACACGAUUCUUGACAUUUUUGACGAUAAGAACUUCGACUUUACAAUCCUGCAGAUUAAUACACAAACAUGUUGUGUUGUUCCACCAGAAUUGCAGCAAUUCUGUAAAGAUCACGACAUUCAAUUGCUGACACAUUCAGAUCCUCAAGUUAUUUUCCCAUCACAUCAUCUCGACGAAAUUAGUCUUAAAGACUUUAAAAUGAAGUGGACAGUACGUUACCUUGAAACGCUUGUAUGUCGCGGUAUUCUUACAAAGAAAGGAUUUAUUGUGAAAUUUGUGAAGGCUUUAAACGUCAAAAAGAGCGAUAUUUAAAUUCAACCAUCCAUAUUUCUUUCAACAUACAUAUUUUUGUUAAUGUUCUACAUAAUUGUUCGUGGUGAAGAAGAGUAAAAAAGUUUUUAAAAGAAACACAAAUUUGUGACAGUUCCAAGUGAUUUUCUGGUGAAGUCUUUAAAAUUUCUUCAUACAUCUGGUCUUGCUUUUGAGAGCUGACUGGCAUCGGCCUCCAAAUUGCAAUUGCCAAAUCGUUAAACAUGUUCAGAUUUCUCUUUUCUUUAUUUUGAUGAUUUAUGUUCAACAUAUGACUGCAUUUUAUGAUGGAUUUAAUUUUUCAAUAAUCCCCUCCGACUCAUAAGAGAACAAUAUUAAAAGUUAUGACUAUUCAUUGAACAUUCUUGACUUUAAUUUAUCGCAUUCGAUUACAACGAUUGAUAAGCAUUUCAUUAACUUAACGCAAUUUUUCCAGAAGAGUGAAAUUAUUAAACUUAUUUCGUUGCUGAUUCUGGAAGAAAAUUUUAAAUAUUGAAAAAUUACAGAGAAUUGUUGUAGCCUAAACUAGAUAUUUUUUAGCGACAUUAUUGUAAUAAAUUACUAUAAAUCUGCAUGAUGUAGAUGAGAAGAGAAAAAAAUUUAUUUUUAUUAUCAAUCACCUCAUGUAAAACAAAUGAAUAUAUUUCCAAAAACUCUGUGUCUUAAAUAAAAUUCUUAUCACGAA